CACUUCCUGUCUCCAUUGCGACUCCAUUCUGGUUUUGUUUAUGUUUACAACAGAAACGGAAAAAACAAUCGAUUUUCCUCCGUUUUCCGUCGCUUCUUUCCUCCGGAUUCCUCUCUCCUUUCUCCAUUCUCUCCAUUCCACGAUGUUGCCAAAGACAUUCGCUGCCAAAAUAUCAUCGCAAUAAUCCCAUAAAUUCCUUCCCAAACAUUUCCCAGACUCGUCUCUUCUCUUCUUCCCUUGAAUCAAGAACCCAGAAACAUUCGCAGACAUGGGGAAAGGGUUCAAUAAUUAUAUGACCAAAAAGUUCUUCCAUCCGGCAAGCAAGGAGAACAUCAAAAGGGUAUGGAUGGCUGAACAGAAGACGACGUAUGAUAAGAAGAAACAGGAAGACCUCUUGGCACAGUACCAGAAGGAACAGGAACUCUAUGGAAACAGGGCUUUACUUGGUGACGAGAAAGCUAAAGUCGGCCUCAGUUUCAUGUAUGAUGCUCCACCAGGGUUUAAGAAGAAGGAGAAUGAAGAAACUGACCAGGAAUAUAAAUUUGAAUGGCAGAGGAAAUAUAAUGCACCCAGAGAAGCCUAUGCCAAAAACGAUGACACCAUUCGUGACCAACCGUUCGGAAUUGAAGUCAGGAACGUGCGCUGUAUCAAGUGCCGCGAAUGGGGCCAUGUCAACACAGAUAAAAUCUGCCCCCUUUAUGGGAAGAGCCUGACGGCUGAACCAACUCAGUCCCGGAACGAUUCUUCUCUCAUGGAAAGUAUGCAUGAAGAUGGUUUGGUAUUGAAAAAAAACAUCAUGGGAAGGUUGAUUGAUGAGAAAGAUGUCGAAGUAAAAGAUGAUGAAGACGAAGAAGUGAAGUUCCUCAAGUCUUUAACUCCGCAUCAAAAGAAGAAACUCCUGAAGAAGCUUUUGGUGCUCAGGACGAAGGAAUCACCAAAGAAGAAAAAAAAGAAGUCAAAGAAACACAAACACUCCAAACACCAUGAGAAAACUGAAGAGAAGGAUUCCAGUUGCCACAAGAGAGUGAGCCAUUCUGAGAAAGACAAAUCCAACAAACACAGCAAAGAAUCGAGCAGAAAACACUCAACUGGCGGCAAGAAUGGGAGAACUAAAGAGAAGGACUCUGCUUCAAAGAAUUCUUCUUAUGAUUGCCAUCCUGGGACCUCCGGCAGCAUGGGCAAGGAGCAGUUUGACUCGAAAAGGACUCACUCGAAAGCACGCGGCAGAGAAAUCAAAGAUCGAGUGCAACGGAGAGAUGCGAGACAUCACAGCCGUAGUAGCAGCUGUAGUAGUAGUGGUGGUGGUGGUGGUGGUGAGACAAAGGCUCAGGCUCAGAGAGUGCGCAGAAGGAGGCAGUCGAGUGAGAGUAGCGGGCAGAGUAGUGAGUCGAGUGAAAGGAGCAGGCAGAGUAGCGUGUCCAGUGUGAGGAGUGGGCAGAGUAGUGAUUCCAGUGAUGGCAGCAGCAAGAAGAAACAGAGCGGUAAAGCUAAGGAGGGGAAUAGGCAGAGGAGUAGGUCUAAUGAAAGGAAUAGGCAGAGGAGUGUCUCUAAGGAGAGGAAUAGCAAGAGGAGCAGAUCUCAUGAGAGGAGUAGGCAGAGGAGUAUUUCUAAAGAAAGAAAUAGUAAGAGGAGUAGAUCUAAUGAGAGGAAUAGGCAAAGAAGCAGAUCUAAUGAGAGGCGUAGUAAGAGGAGUGGAUCCAAUGAAAGGAACAGUAAUAGGAGCAGAUCUAAUGAGAGGAGGAGGCAGAGGAAUGUGUCUCAUGAAAGGCGCAUAUCUAAUGGGAAGGAGAGGCAGAGAAGUAGAUCUAACGAGAGGAAUAGGAAGAGGAGUAGAUCUAAUGAGAGGAGUAACAGACAGAGAAAUGAGUACAGUGAGAGGAGCAGGCAGAGGAGUCGGUCUAGAGAAGGGGAUUAUUACCAAGACCGACAGAGAAACUAUAAGAGUUACUCUGGGACGUCCCAGGGGAUGAGGAAAUGAUUUUUGGUGUCUAAUGAGCAGGAAUGGCCAUUGUCAUCAUCACCAUCAUCGUCAUCAUUAUCUCUCUGUCCCUCUGAAGAAUUGUACUUGAAGAGGGUUUUAUCAAAGUUACUCUAGAUAAUUGAGUGAAAAUAUUUAGAUAUUGUGUAAUUAACAGUAAUUAAUAAUAAUAAAUAUCUCAAAUUAACAACCCACAGUUGUAUAUUUUGGAGGGGGAAGAGUAUAGUUUAUUGCACAUUUGCCUGUGUCAUAUCUUGUAUUUUUGAUACACGGAACAUAUUUUCUCAGGCAUCCCAUAACAUCAUAUUUGAUACACUUUCUUACAGUGUGUGUUUUUUUUUUCUUUCCACUCACCAAAGUCACUUGGGAAUUAUGAAUGGAAAGUUUUAUUACUCAGAACUUACUAAACAAGGACUUACUAAAAGAGAAAAAAAAACUGUAAAACAACCUUGGAGAUUCAGCUCAAACUUACAAGAAUGCUUUAGACAGACAAAGGGUGAAGUCAGUCACCUCUGCUUUGCUGGGAUUUGAACACAGAAUGUAAAGGAUUGCAACUAAAAUAUAUUAUAA
Octopus sinensis (East Asian common octopus) is the source of this 2548-nucleotide messenger RNA. Its product is annotated as corepressor interacting with RBPJ 1. The record is from RefSeq and is a predicted model, not a curated record. The transcript has 9 exons. NCBI's taxonomy places the organism in Eukaryota, Metazoa, Mollusca, Cephalopoda, Octopoda, Octopodidae. Gene Ontology annotation, molecular function: transcription corepressor activity. Gene Ontology annotation, biological process: negative regulation of DNA-templated transcription. Gene Ontology annotation, cellular component: nucleus. The coding region runs from base 269 to 1978 and encodes 569 amino acids.